UUAAUAUUUUGACGUUUGGUAUUGAAAUACAGAGGUUUUAGCUUUUGCGCACACAGACAUGAGACCAAAGAUUUAUCUAUUCGGUGACUCCAUCACAGAGGAAUCGUUUUCCGCCGGUGGGUGGGGCGCCGCCCUCGCCCACCACUUCUCUCGAACGGCUGAUGUGGUUUUAAGGGGGUUUAGUGGGUACAACACGAGAUGGGCGAUGAAGGUGUUGGAUAAGGUGUUUCCGGCGGAGAUGAACGUCGGUAACGGCCGCGCACCGCUGGCUGUGACGGUGUUCUUUGGAGCUAACGAUGCUUGCCUUCCCGAUAGAUGCUCUGCGUUUCAACACGUGCCUAUUGAUGAAUACAGACAAAAUCUUCACGCCAUUGUCGCCUAUCUCAAGAAUCGAUGGCCUUCAACUCACGUGAUCCUCAUCACUCCUCCUCCAAUUGAUGAAGUUGCACGUCUUCUACACAGAUAUGGUGAGAUUCACUCAGAUCUACCCGAACGGACAAAUGAAGCUGCCCGAAAUUAUGCGAAAGCUUGUGUGGCCGUUGCCCGAGAAUGUGGGGCCCCGGUUGUGGAUCUUUGGUCCCGAAUGCACCAAUUUCCUGAUUGGGGCAAAGCUUAUUUGAGGGAUGGUUUGCAUCUUACUUUGGGUGGAAACAAGAUUGUUUUUGAGGAAGUGAUUGGAAAGCUGAAGGAGGUUGGGUUGAGUCUUGAAACUCUUCCCGCUGAUCUACCUUUCACAGAUGCCAUGGAUCCUAAUGAUCCAUUGAAGGUUUUUGAAGAUUAAUUUAUCAAUUUCUUCUUUCGUUUGUAACUCAUAUGUAUUCACUCAUAUUGUAUUUACAUUCUAAUGUUCAUAUUAUUCAUGUUGUUGUUCUUGGA
Lactuca sativa (garden lettuce) is the source of this 876-nucleotide messenger RNA. RefSeq names its product SGNH hydrolase-type esterase superfamily protein. Lineage: Eukaryota; Viridiplantae; Streptophyta; Magnoliopsida; Asterales; Asteraceae. Gene Ontology annotation, molecular function: hydrolase activity, acting on ester bonds. The record is from RefSeq and is a predicted model, not a curated record.